Molecule: messenger RNA, 1545 nt
Organism: Wallemia ichthyophaga EXF-994
Lineage: Eukaryota; Fungi; Basidiomycota; Wallemiomycetes; Wallemiales; Wallemiaceae
Product: Ribosome assembly protein rrb1
Exons: 1
Coding region: 1-1545 (514 amino acids)
Molecular function (GO): protein binding
Source: RefSeq, a predicted model, not a curated record
AUGCCAGCAAAGAGACGCUCGUCGCCAUUAGCAGCCAGCGCAGAGCAGCCACAAGCCAAGAGCCGCGCUGGACAAGAGCGCCACGACGGUUCCCGGGGAGGAGAAGACGGGAUGGGAGAAUUUGAGGACAACUACGAGGAUGAGUUUGAGAGCGACGGGGAGGUACACGACGGGGAGAAUGAGGAUGAGGAUGGGGUGGAGCAGAUGGACGAUAUGGAGCAGAUAGGCGGCGUGGAUAAUGGCGACAAUGGCCAAGAAGGAGACACCCAAGCACCAUCCGCGCAGCCUUACAUACCGCACCAAUAUAAACUCAAACCAGACGAAAUACUCGAGCCUGAUAACUCAGUUUACGAGAUGCUGCACACGAUGUCUGUUCCAUGGCCUUGUCUGUCGUUCGACUUGUUGCGCGAUGGGGGCGGUGAGGAGCGCCGUACGUAUCCGCAAGAGAUGUACGCAGCAACGGGAACGCAAGCGGCUGGUGAUGCGAAUGAGGUGCUCGUAAUGCGCUGGGGGAAUUUAUGGAAGACGCAGCAGAACGAUGACAGCGACGAAGAAGAAGAUGAUGAGACGGCAGAUGAGACGCCUACACUUGAGUACAAGUCAAUUGCGCACCGCGGUGGAAUCAAUCGAUUCCGAGUGGCGGGCGUGGAAGACAAUUUCGUACCAACUGAUCCAACUAGCAUGCCCAACCGUCCUUAUCUCGCUGCUACCUGGGCAGAUACAGGCAAAGUGCACAUCUUCAACAUCCGUCCUCAUCAACUCGCACUAGCUAAUCCAGGGUAUAUGGUAGAUAAGACGCGCGAUAAUAAACCUCUUUACACUAUAAACUCGCAUAGCGAAGAGGGUUUUGCGCUUGACUGGUCGCGCGAGGGUGCGAGCGAGAGACAGCUCCUGACGGGUGACUGCGCGGGCGUUAUUCACAACUCUACUUUCACUGAUAGCGGAUAUAUCCCGUCACCCGCCCCAUUCACCUCGCACACCUCUUCCGUUGAGGACCUGCAGUGGUCGCCUAGUGAACGCACCGUAUUCGCAUCGUGCUCUGCUGACAGGAGUGUGCGCGUAUGGGAUACGCGUGUGCGCACGCGCACAGCUGUCGUCAGCGUCCUCGACGCACAUAGCGAGGAUGUGAACGUAAUUAAUUGGAACAAAAACACGGAGUAUCUGCUGGCAUCUGGGGGUGAUGAAGGAAUGGUAAAGGUGUGGGAUUUGCGCAAUUUCAAACCAGGUACUAGCACUGCCCCUCAGCCUGCUGCUCAGUUCGAUUGGCAUAAAGGUCCUAUUACGGGCAUCGAGUGGCAUCAUAAGGAGCCUUCGGUCCUCGCUGCUUCAGGUGCAGACGAUCAGGUCACCCUGUGGGAUCUCGCUGUUGAGCUCGAUCAGGAGGAGUUGGCUAGCGAGGUCGAGCAGCUCGUUCCUCCUCAACUCAUGUUCUGUCAUCAAGGCCAGAAGGAUAUCAAAGAGGUUCACUGGCAUGCGCAGGUGCCCGGCUGUUUUGUGUCUACGGCCUCGGAUGGGUUUAAUAUUUGCAAAACGAUUAGUGUUUAG